CUCCGUCAUGCGAUUGCUGUUUCCUAGCGUAACCUGCUCAGCCAGCUUUUGUUGUACCCCGUUGCAAGCAGCUUAUCCAUGGAAGCUUUGAAAGCCGAAAUUGCUGUCAAACGAAAAACGGUGGAAUCGGUCUCAAGUUCCAGGCCAACCAAAUACAUGCGAAGGGGAGACAUCGAGCGGCUACAGGAGGAAGAACGUACAUCCCGCAACGCAAAAGAACACACCGCCAAGGCUAUCGUCCCGUCCCAGGAACCCCGGGUUUCCGAGUCUCCAAAGCCUGAAUCCUCUUUUAACAUUUCGAACGAAGAAACAAUCCGGAGACUUCGUGCAAAGGGCCAGCCUAUCCGUCUAUUUGGUGAAUCUGACAAGGAUCGGAGGUUGCGCCUGCGCGCUCUUGAGCUACUCGAGGAGAAGGAUCACGAGCGUCAAAGUGGCCAGAAUGACUUCAAGAAAGCACUAGAAGAUGUCGAAAAUGUCGAGAGGGAACUUAGAAAUAAGAACAAAGAGAAGAGGAAGGGUGACGCGGAGGUCGGGGUAAUUGACCUGGACUUGAUCAAGACGGAUCCGGACAAACUAUACCCACUCAUUUAUUAUGCACUCAAACGGACACUCAAGGAAUGGGAAGAGGCAAUGGACGAGCGGCCAGAGCAUGUCAAGCGGUCAAAUCAAGGCAAAUUAGCUGCGGCAACUCAAGUGCAGUCUGCUGAAUAUCUGAAACCGCUUUUCAAAACAUUGCGUUCGAGAUCAUUGCCCUCAGAUAUGUUAGUCCGCAUUGCCGAGAUCGUACACUACAUGCAAAAACGCCAGUACCAAAAGGCAAAUGAUUCUUACCUGAGGCUGUCAAUAGGAAAUGCGCCUUGGCCAAUCGGCGUGACCAUGGUUGGGUAUGCAUAGUACAUUGGUUUGAAGAAGUUUUCAAUCAAUUACGCUCCAGCAUUCACGAACGAUCUGCCCGCGAGAAGAUCUCGACAGAUCAAGUUGCACACGUUCUCAACGAUGAAGUCAGUCGAAAGUAUAUACAAAGCUUGAAACGUCUCUUGACAUUUUCACAAACA
Pisolithus orientalis is the source of this 1055-nucleotide messenger RNA. Its product is annotated as Prp18 domain-containing protein. The coding region runs from base 79 to 894 and encodes 271 amino acids. The transcript is spliced from 4 exons. Gene Ontology annotation, cellular component: U5 snRNP; U4/U6 x U5 tri-snRNP complex; U2-type post-spliceosomal complex. Gene Ontology annotation, biological process: RNA splicing; generation of catalytic spliceosome for second transesterification step. The record is from RefSeq and is a predicted model, not a curated record. Lineage: Eukaryota; Fungi; Basidiomycota; Agaricomycetes; Boletales; Pisolithaceae.